Messenger RNA from Trichobilharzia regenti, 1014 nucleotides. The record is from the annotation of a GenBank genome assembly. NCBI's taxonomy places the organism in Eukaryota, Metazoa, Platyhelminthes, Trematoda, Strigeidida, Schistosomatidae.
AUGUCUGAACAGUCCAUGAGACAGCGUUUUCUCAGUCUUCCAGCUGAACAGAAGUUAAAAUUAGACAGAGUGCCUUCUCCUCACUCACAUUUAACACCUGUUCCAAGUUUACCUUCAAUUGCGAUUCUUGAAAUCAAUGAUACUUCAGUGACUGUCACAGCUGAUGAUCUAGAGGAUACAGGUGUUUUAGGUGAAGGAUUUUUUGGACGUGUUUUUAAAAUGCGUUUAAAAUCCACGAAAGAUUCAUUUGCAGUUAAAAAGAUACCAUUUUGCAAUUUGGAUCCGCAUAAUCCUGAUAUGAUAGCAGAUUUAGAAAUUGGCAAACUACAUCCGCAUCCAUUUUUAUUACGAUCGUAUUGUGCUUUCACUCAUGGAGAUGCUGUUUGGAUUCUAUUAGAACUCAUGGAUAUUUCACUUGACGUACUUCUAAAUAAAGUAAGAGCAUGCAAUCAAUACAUUCCGGAAAAUGUCCUUCAGCAUAUAACUUUUUCCAUCGUGUCAGCAUUGUAUCACUUACGGUAUAAUAUGAAUAUGCUUCAUCGAGAUAUUAAACCAGCCAAUAUGUUGGCUAACAAAAAUGGUCAAGUAAAGUUAGGCGACUUCGGUACCGCCGUUACCCUCUCGAAUUGUGAAUCUUUGGCUGACGUUGGAUCAUGGCGUUACUUAGCUCCGGAACGUGUAAGCUGUGGAUCGGCUAAAAGUUGCGGAGUGAAAUCUGAUGUCUGGUCUUUGGGCUUAAGCAUUUAUGAGCUGGCUACUGGCACAAACCCAUAUGAACCCCCGAGGGAUCCUGUAGAUGCAUUCAAUCAGAUUGUAAAUCGUGAUCCUCCAAGUCUUUCUGGUGAUUUACCGUAUUCCAAUCAUGUACGAGACUUUUUAAACAUGUGUCUUAUUAAAGAAGUUGGUGAACGUGCAGAUUACAAUGAUUUAUUAGUAUCAGAUUUCAUUCGAUCAGUUGAUGUUGAGCGUUGUAUGGUUACAACUGCACAAUUUUUAGCCAAUUAUAUUUCAUAA